Didymodactylos carnosus is the source of this 714-nucleotide messenger RNA. The record is from the annotation of a GenBank genome assembly. Lineage: Eukaryota; Metazoa; Rotifera; Eurotatoria; Philodinida; Philodinidae.
AUGCCAUUUCGGUAUUUCGGUGUACCCUUUUGUCAACUAUCCACACUAUCAAUUCGACGCUAUUCAUCAGACUCUAUGCGUGCUAUUGAAACAUCUAAUUCAUUGUAUAAACGUUUUAAAUGUCAUACGUGUGAGAUGCAUAUUGACGCUAAUUCGACACAGUUAACCUAUCUAAGAGAAACGGAUAUAUUUGAUCUUCAAGGAAUCAAAGAAAAAUUUCAAUUGUUUCACAAUGAUUUUUUAGUGCAAGGGACAACACCUGGUCAUAAAAUAUCGAUAAUAGUUGCACAUGGUAAUUUAAUUAGUGCCUUUCGUUACUAUAUCAGGUCGGGUGGUAAUCUUAACUUAACAUUGCCCAAAGACACUAUAGGCAGAGAAUAUCGUCUUCCAUCUCAUUGUGGUACCACUGUCAUUUUGGCAAAACAGGAGAAGAGGAAUGAAAGGAUGGUUACAUCACAAUUAGUUGGUGUAAUUGAAUUGAAACAGGCCUAUCGAACGUUUAUGUGUUUGCGAAUCUCAUACGACUUUGUACACAAAAAUGGGAAUUGCAGCCAUAUUCGUACUAUGGAAAAACAACAAAUUAUUCAGUCAUUUCUAAACGAUUCCCAAGCAUUGAACAAAACAUUUAUCAAAAGCAAAUUGGAAAAAGCCUAUUCUGCUGAUAUUAAAACGAUCGGUUAUGUCUGUGAAAAAAUGAAUGGCAACUAUUUCUAG